This is a messenger RNA of Nezara viridula (southern green stink bug), 192 nucleotides long. The record is from the annotation of a GenBank genome assembly. Lineage: Eukaryota; Metazoa; Arthropoda; Insecta; Hemiptera; Pentatomidae.
UGACAUUCUUCUAGGUGCCUCACAACUAGGUCCCUAAGAUUUUUUAUGGACUACAUUAUCGUAAAAUAUCCAUUUUUCAUCUCCUGUUACCAGCCUUUUCAAAAAUGGAUCGUUUUGUUGCCGUUUCUGUGGUGAAUCACAAACAGAAACGCCUGUUAGAGUGAGGGACCCAAACAUUAAGUCUGGGAACAU